UACUUGAUUUCAACAAACGCUCUCUGUUUCUUUUUAGUUCUUUUUCAGUUUAUUGAAUUUACACUCAAAAGAUCUUACAAACCAUGGCUACUGAACGCGAAAAUAAUGUUUACAUGGCCAAGCUCGCUGAGCAAGCCGAACGUUACGAUGAAAUGGUUCAAUUUACCAAAGAUGUUGCCAAGAUGGGUAUGGAAUUGACCGUUGAAGAGCGUAACCUUUUAUCUGUUGCCUAUAAGAAUGUCAUCGGUGCCCGUCGUGCCUCUUGGAGAAUUGUUUCCUCUAUUGAGCAAAAGGAAGAAAGCAAGGGUAAUGCUGCUCAAGUUGAAAAGAUCAAGGCUUACCGUCAAAAGAUUGAAAAUGAACUUCAAGAAGUUUGUUCCGAUAUCUUGAACGUUUUAAGUGAAGAUUUGAUCCCAAAUGCCCAAGGUGGUGAAUCUAAGGUCUUCUACUAUAAGAUGAAGGGUGAUUAUCAUCGUUACCUUGCCGAAUUCCUUACUGGUGAUGCUCGUAAGAACGCUGCCACUGAAGCUCAUGACGCUUAUAAGAACGCUACCGACAUUGCUCAGACUGAAUUAGCCCCUACUCAUCCCAUUCGCCUCGGUCUUGCCCUUAACUUCUCUGUCUUCUACUACGAAAUUCUCAACUCACCUGACCGUGCUUGUCACUUGGCCAAGCAAGCAUUCGAUGAUGCUAUCGCUGAACUUGAUACCCUCUCUGAAGAAUCUUACAAGGACUCUACUCUUAUCAUGCAAUUAUUAAGAGACAACUUGACUUUGUGGACUUCUGAUUUGCAGGAUGAAGCUGAUAAGACUGAAAACAAGCCCGAAGAAGUCGAUGAAUCCAAGUAGAUAGCACACUAACAUCAACAAUCAAUUGAAACGUAGAUUUUUUUAUAUUUCUUAUACAAGUAUAAAAAUUCACUUUUCCUUUUCUUUUUCCUUUUACCAAUUCCAAUAAAGUUGGCCUAAAACGACAUAAACACUUACACGUCAAGUUCAUGCCAG
This is a messenger RNA of Mycotypha africana, 1004 nucleotides long. RefSeq names its product 14-3-3 family protein epsilon. The coding region runs from base 84 to 848 and encodes 254 amino acids. Gene Ontology annotation, cellular component: cytoplasm. The record is from RefSeq and is a predicted model, not a curated record. Gene Ontology annotation, biological process: signal transduction. Lineage: Eukaryota; Fungi; Mucoromycota; Mucoromycetes; Mucorales; Mycotyphaceae. The transcript has 5 exons.